AUGAUCCAAUAUCCAUUGGGCAUGCUGUUGCUUACAACCAUGGCAACCCAGAAGGUUCAGAUAGCUGAGUUCACAAUUUUGACGGAGAGAGAUAAUAUAUUUUGCGACGAUGAUGAUCUGGUCAUCUACGGGCGACAAUUCAUGCUGUUCUUUGAUGCAUGUCCAAAUGCAUUUGGUGGUCUCACACGCCUUAACCUAGAGAAUCUGAGAUUUGGUGAAUCAGACAUCCCUAACGUCCUCAACACUUGCAAACGUUUGAAUCAUCUACGACUGUUCCAUUGUGACUCAGGAAGUUGGACCGUGCUGCAAGUUGAGCACACGCAACUCAGUGAGCUCGCUAUUGUUAAUUGUUCGUUUGAAAGAGUUGAGCUCAACUCACUUCCGAAACUCACACGCAUCGUCUUUGAGGGUUGGAUCUCUUUUGAAGAUCCACUAUCUUUUGGUUAUGUCCCGUUGCUUGAUACUGUAAGCCUCACAAAUGUCAGUCUUAGUUGGCACAAGAUGAUCAAGUUAAGCAAGUUUCUUAGGCGUACUCCAUCUGUGAGACGCUUGAAGCUGGGAUUUAAUUCUGAAAAGAUUUGGGUUCAACCAGAAUGUCUGACGGAAAGGCUGGCAUAUGUGUUCCACCAAUUAAGGUUUGUGAAUCUAAGUAAUAUGCCUGAGGGGUAUGAUCUCACCUGGACAUUGUUCAUACUUAAAGCCGCGCCGAACCUGAAGGAGCUGUACAUGAGUGUAUGGGAUCAUCUGUGUGAAAUGAAAACAGAUGCAAAGGAGAGGAAGUCACUCUCGUACAGUGAGAAUAAGGGUGCAGAAUGGGAACCAUCUGCAACUGCUUUCCAUCAUCAGAGUCUGGUCACGCUCGCCAUCUUCGGGUUCCGAGCUCGAGACUACAUGAUGAACUAUGUCAGGCGUGUCGUGGAAACAGCCGUCAAUCUAAAGGACGUGUUCUUGUAUGAUCGGUUGACGUGUGACAAGUGCCGCAGCAUCCCGUCGCGGUUUCCGCCUAAGUGGAAGCAGGACUGUGUGGAGAAGUUUAUCACAAAUGGGAUCAAGUCGUCUGCCAUAAUGCAAUUCCAGACCAUCGGCUAUUUAAGGCCUGAUCAUGUUGAUAAGCUGUGGUUCCUGUAG
Messenger RNA from Triticum turgidum subsp. durum (durum wheat), 1128 nucleotides. Lineage: Eukaryota; Viridiplantae; Streptophyta; Magnoliopsida; Poales; Poaceae. The record is from the annotation of a GenBank genome assembly.